Cuscuta europaea is the source of this 2895-nucleotide messenger RNA. NCBI's taxonomy places the organism in Eukaryota, Viridiplantae, Streptophyta, Magnoliopsida, Solanales, Convolvulaceae. The record is from the annotation of a GenBank genome assembly.
GCCUCUUCGAAAUUGUCAAAUAUAAAAAAACUCUAAACGACUCAACGAAUUAUUUUUUCGAAAUUGUCAAAGUAAACUCUAAACGACUAAACGAAUUAUUCAGACUGUCAAAUCCCAAAAACUCAUACAUAUUGAGCAGAGCUGCUACCAGCUACCUCAUCAUUCCAUGCGUUACAAAGUUCAAGGUUUUCCAACAUGGAGGCUGCAACAAGAUAUUUAAUUUUUCUUACAAUUGUUGGAAUAUCAUUCAUAAUCUUUCCCACACCAGCAGUAGGCGAUGGCAAGAAUGCUAGCACAGUAAAGGUUGGUGUGGGUGUGAUUCUUGAUUUGGAGUCCGUAUCUGGAAAGACGAGAAGGGCAUGCAUUACACUUGCGCUGUCUGAUUUCUACACCCACCGCAACCACAGCAAUGGCAGAAUACAGAUUGUCCCACACUUCAGAGACUCCAACUCCAAUGAUGUUGGUGCAGCAUCUGCUGCCAUAGACCUGCUGAAAAAUAAUCAGGUACACGCAAUCUUAGGUCCCCAGGGAUCGACCCAAGCAGACUUCGUAACAGACAUAGGGAAGAAAGUGAGAGUUCCCAUCAUUUCACCAGCCACAAGUCCUUCUCUUUCACCCAGCCAAAACCCAUACUUCAUCAGAGCAGCUUACUGCUCCUGCGCUCAGGCCAAGGCCAUUGCAGCAAUUGUUAAGGCCUUUGGUUGGAGACAAGUCGUUUUUAUCUAUGAAAACAGCAACUAUGGAAGUGGAAUUCUUCCCCAUUUGACUGAUGCCAUGAUGGAUAUAAGUGUUUCAGUAGCACACCAAAGCAUUCUUUCACCAUCAGCAGAUGAUGAUCAGAUCAUGGUGGAGCUACUUAAAUUAAAGACGAUGCAGACACGUGUUUUCAUAGUCCACUUGCAUCCACACUUUGCCCCUCAGUUUUUUGUCAAGGUCAAAGAAGCUGGAAUGAUGAGCAGUGGUUAUGUAUGGAUGAUCACAGAUGAAUUCACUAGUCAUUUGGUCUCUAUGGAGGCUUCAGUUCUUGACUCAUUGCAAGGGGUUAUAGGAUUGAAGCCUUACGUCCCAAGUUCAGUUGAGUUGAAUGACUUCAUCAGGAGAUGGAAAUCAAAAGAGUUUCGUCAACAAAAUCCAGACAUUGAUGGAGUGGAGCUCAAUGUUUUCGGGCUAUGGGCAUAUGACAGUGCCAUGGCAUUGGCUACACAACUUGAGAAACUAAACACUUGGAGUCUGAAAUUUAACAGAACAUUUAUUAAUAAGGAGAAUCCAACAGAUUUGGAUACAAUUGGGACUUCACAAAUGGGUCCUUUGCUACAUGAAUCCAUAAGAAAUAUCAAAUUCAGGGGACUAAGUGGUGAUUUCCACAUAGUUGAUGGAGAACUACAGCCAUCUGCAUUUCAGAUUGUGAAUGUGAUAGGUAGAGAGAAACAGAUUGGCUUCUGGACACAAAAGUAUGGGAUCUCCAAGAAACUAAUUAACCCAAACAGUACAAACCUUUACUGUGCUAAGGCAAAUGAUCUCGGGGCGAUCUUAUGGCCAGGAGACUCUACUGCUGUUCCAAGAGGCUGGGAAAUCCCCACAGGUGAACUAAGGUUGAAGGUAGGAGUUCCUGUUAAAACAGGAUUUCAGGAGUUUGUUGAAGUCAAAAAUGAUCCCCAGGGAAACACUGUAAAGGUAUCUGGUUUCUGUGUAGAUGUUUUUGAAGAGGUGAUGAAGUCUAUGCCUUACUCUGUGCCAUUUGACUAUAUAGCAGACCUUUACCCACGACGCAAAGACCAUCCAUACUAUGACCACUUAGUUGAUCAGGUCUCCAUUGGGGUAAAUACUGAAUGUAUCAACCUACCACUGCUUCCUUCAUUUGUUCAUUUACUUUAGUUACGUUAUAUUUAUAAUGUCACACUUGCACUUCUUUACUCUUUUGGCAGAAAUAUGAUGCAGUAAUUGGUGAUAUUACCAUCUUAUCAAAGCGUUCCAAAAAUGUGGAUUUCACUUUACCAUUUGCAGAGUCCGGGGUCACCACUGUUGUUCCCGUCAAACAAGAUGAAAAAAAGAACGUGUGGAUUUUCUUGAAACCUUUCAAGACAGAACUAUGGGUGACAACUGGUGUGUCCUUCGUCGUCAUUGGCUUUGUGAUUUGGAUCCUUGAACACAAGGUCAACAAAGAGUUUCAAGGUCCACGCCACAAACAAGUUGGGAUGAUCUUCUGGUUUUCUUUCUCAACUCUUGUCUUUGCACACAGUAAGUUCUAAAGACUACCUACUCCCUCAUCAAUUCCAUAAAAAAGAGUCGUGUUUGAGUAAGUUGCGACUUUUUACUUUUAGUCAUCUCAAUCAAGUUACAAGCUUUUUUCACAAAUUGCAGAGGAGAGGGUAAUAAGUAACUUAUCAAGAUUCGUGAUCAUAGUAUGGGUGUUUGUUGUUCUGGUCCUGACAUCAAGCUAUACGGCAAGCUUAACAUCUAUGUUAACAGUACAACAGUUGCAACCUACAGUCACUGAUCUCAACGAUCUGAUCAAGAAUGGGGGGCAUGUUGGAUUCCAGGAUGGUUCCUAUGUUGCUGGGAUGUUAAAGAGGAUGAAGUUAGAGAGCAACAAAAUGAGGAAUUAUAGCAAAUUAGAAGAGUAUGAUGAAGCACUUACGAAAGGUAGUAGAAACGGCGGAGUUGAUGCUAUUGUGGAUGAACUGCCAUACAUUAGGCUCUUCCUUGCAAAGUAUGGUGAGAAGUACACUAUAGUUGGCCCAACCUACAAGAGUGCUGGCUUUGGAUUUGUUUUUCCGAAGGGAUCUCCUUUGGUACCUGAUGUCUCAAGAGCAAUCUUAAAUGUGACAGAGAGCGAUGCUAUGAUGAAAAUAACCAGUAAAUGGUUUGGGAAUGAAGCAAAAGAUGAAACCAUGG